ACUACUAGUCCAGUUGCUAUGAUACAACCAAAAAAAAAGAAAAUCAAUUGUAGUGAGGAGCGAAGACUCAAAAAUUGUGAAUAUCUCUUCACACACCAAACAUGGAGAAUAUUCUCAGAAUCCUAAUCAUCUUCGCAUUCCUAUCUUUACUAGUCGACGCCGCCGUAUCCAUCCCACCCGCCGACCGCCACAACUACCACAUCAGAGGUGAAAAUGCAUCCCCCUCUGCUACGGUGAGGAUGAGGUCCACCUUUUCUCUGCAAGGGAACACCUUCGCGAAGUUCUUGAAUAAAUUGAACAAGAAACCCACAAAGGAUGUUGAUGGUGUCUUAGAAAAGCUGGCCAAUUUCAAAUCCUCCGGAAAAACAAAAAUAUCAAAAUUCAUGAAAGUACUGCAGGAUUUGCAUAGCGAGCGGAAGCAGUCGCUGUCGCAGCGCGGGCUGCGCGCCUUCGGCGACUGCUUCGUGAUGACUACCGACACGAUAGACCAGAUGAAGUCCAGCGCGGAGAUAUUGAAGGGCGUCAAAAUUUUAAAGAGCGGAUUCUCAAGCCUGAACGCCACCCAGAAGUUGCAGCUCUUUAACCUCUUCAGCGCCGCCCAGACCAACGUGGCCACCUGCAUCGACGGCUUCUCCCAUAGCCACGCCGACAAGAAGUCCCAGGCGGACAUCCUCAAGUCCGACCUCAUGGUAUUGCAUCAUGCCGCUGGCUUCUGGCUGUCGGUAGUGGAUGCUCUGAAGGUUAAGGAGGCGGAGACGGAGAUUGUUCCCCCGGGAGAGCAGUGGCCGGCGUGGCUGUCGGACGAGGAGUGGAAAAUGCUGGUGUUUCGGAAUCCGAAGGUGGUUUUCGCGACGGUGGACAAGAACGGGGACUACAAGACGGUGUCGGACGCGGUGAACGCAUUGAGGGAGAAGAUAAGUGGGACUCCGUCCCUGGGUAAGAGGUAUGUGAUUAGGAUAAAGGCGGGGAAAUAUAUGGAGAAUGUGGUGAUACCCAAGGACAUGAAGAACUUGACGUUCAUCGGAGAUGGCUCCGACAAAACUUUUAUCAUCGCCAGCCAGAACGUCGUCGACGGCAACACCACCUUCAAUUCCGCCACCGUAGGGGUUGCCGGAGACGGCUUUCUUGCCAGCGGCAUCACAUUUGAAAACACGGCGGGGCCAUUGAAGAACCAAGCCGUGGCCCUCCGCGUGAACGCAGACCGCGCCGCCUUCUACCGUUGCAGAAUGAUCGGCUACCAGAACACCCUCUACGUUCAUUCCUUCCGCCAGUUCUACAAAACCUGCACUAUCAGAGGCACCGUCGACUUCAUCUUCGGGAAUGCGGCAGCCUUCCUCUACAACUGCUAUAUCGAGGCCCGGGUCCCCAAGCCCGGCCAGAUAAACACGAUCACCGCCCAGGGCAGCGACAACAGCAAACAGAACACCGGCAUCGUCAUUUACAGAAGCCGCAUCACAGCAGAGACAGACGCCAAGGAAAAAUUUACGACGUACCUCGGCCGGCCGUGGGGGAAGUACUCGAGGACCGUCGUGAUGCACACUGAAAUCAGUGAUGUGAUAGAUCCUGCUGGUUGGUCUGAGUGGAAGGGGAAAUUUGCUCUUGAUACUCUUUUCUAUGCUGAGUAUAAGAACACCGGCGCUGGGGCGGGGACGGAGGGUAGGGUGCAGUGGGAUGGGAUUCGGGCACUGAAGGAGGAGGAGGUGAAACCGUUUACGCUCGGGAAAUUCAUCGGUGGUGAGAGUUAGCUGAAGGGGAUCUCAUAUUUGUGUGUUUUUCAUAUGCAAUCCACUUGUAUUACGUUGUUUCUUUGUUGUUAUAUUUCCCUUCUUGUUGUGCUAAAAUAAUGAAUCAAUAAUAGAAAUGUUUCUUUCCAACACAAA
Messenger RNA from Salvia splendens (bonfire salvia), 1880 nucleotides. Its product is annotated as pectinesterase-like. Gene Ontology annotation, biological process: cell wall modification. The transcript has 2 exons. The record is from RefSeq and is a predicted model, not a curated record. Gene Ontology annotation, molecular function: enzyme inhibitor activity; pectinesterase activity. The coding region runs from base 102 to 1745 and encodes 547 amino acids. Lineage: Eukaryota; Viridiplantae; Streptophyta; Magnoliopsida; Lamiales; Lamiaceae.